UCACCACUCUGUUCGACUGGCUCUCAGUGUGUGCUGAGACCUCAGAGCGUACGGACGUGUUAUAACGUUACCCGCUCGCUAGUUCCCCAGACAAAUACUCCGUGCAAAAAUACAGUGAUAAACUAAAGUUUUUAUUUUGUAUAUUUCUCAAAAGAAAAACCGCGAAAAGUCAACUUUAUUAGCUUCGUCAGCAAAACAGCUGGUACCACAAUAUGCCGCCCAACGCAACUGCUGGAGGCCAGUCGAUUACCGACUCGUUGAUCUCUGCCGCAGCGACAGCUGCUGCCGAAUCGGAGCAGAAUCCAACCAAGCUGCAACAGGAUUCAACUGGUGUGUUGUUCGAGUGCGAUGCCGAGACCAUCGAUGGCGGCCUCGUCAAGGACAUUGUUUCCAUGAAGAAGGCCGACAGACGCAAACUGAAACUCGUCUGGCGUAACAUAAUUGCAUUCGGAUAUUUACACUUGGCUGCCGUCUACGGCGCAUGGCUAAUCUUCACCUCGGCUAAAUGGCAGACAAUUGCUCUGGCUUUCGCUCUUUAUGUUGUCUCUGGUUUGGGCAUUACGGCUGGCGCUCAUCGUCUGUGGGCCCAUCGUUCUUACAAGGCUAAGUGGCCGCUGCGCGUGCUGCUGGUCAUCUUCAAUACAGUUGCCUUCCAGGACGCCGCCUACCACUGGGCUCGCGACCAUCGUGUGCACCACAAAUACUCGGAGACCGAUGCUGAUCCACACAAUGCCACGCGUGGCUUCUUCUUUUCGCAUAUUGGCUGGUUGCUGUGCAAGAAGCAUCCCGAGGUGAAGGCCAAGGGCAAGGGUGUUGACCUAUCCGAUUUGCGUGCCGACCGCGUUCUGAUGUUCCAGAAAAAACACUACUUUGUGCUGAUGCCUUUGGCCUGUUUCAUUUUACCCACUGUGGCGCCCAUGUACUUCUGGGGUGAGAGCUUUGUGAAUGCCUGGUUCGUGGCCACCAUGUUCCGCUGGUGCUUCAUUCUGAAUGUGACAUGGCUGGUAAAUAGUGCUGCGCACAAAUUCGGCGGCCGUCCCUAUGACAGAUUCAUCAAUCCUUCGGAGAACAUUUCGGUGGCGAUGCUCGCUUUCGGUGAGGGCUGGCAUAACUAUCAUCAUGUGUUCCCCUGGGACUACAAGACCGCUGAGUUUGGCAAAUACUCGCUAAAUCUGACCACGGCUUUCAUUGACUUCUUCGCCAAGAUUGGCUGGGCCUACGAUCUAAAGAGCGUGUCCCCCGACAUUAUCAAGAAGCGUGUGAAGCGCACCGGCGAUGGCACCCACGCCACCUGGGGCUGGGGCGACAAGGAUCAGCCCAAGGAGGAGAUCGAUGAUGCCGUGAUUACACACAAAAAGAGCGAAUAAAUUGAUUGUGGGUAUCUCGCAGGAUAGCCAGAAUGAAAUUGAAUCAAAACAAAAGCAGAAAUAGAUCUAACAAA
Drosophila hydei is the source of this 1441-nucleotide messenger RNA. Its product is annotated as acyl-CoA Delta(11) desaturase-like. Gene Ontology annotation, molecular function: stearoyl-CoA 9-desaturase activity; iron ion binding. The coding region runs from base 213 to 1367 and encodes 384 amino acids. Gene Ontology annotation, cellular component: endoplasmic reticulum membrane. The transcript has 5 exons. Lineage: Eukaryota; Metazoa; Arthropoda; Insecta; Diptera; Drosophilidae. The record is from RefSeq and is a predicted model, not a curated record. Gene Ontology annotation, biological process: unsaturated fatty acid biosynthetic process.